ACAAUUCCUGUGUGACAUUCAACUCCGUUAGUUCAAUUUCAUCUUUUUAAAAGACUAAUAAUUUGGGGGGGGUGGGAUUCCUUUUCAUAGCCUCGAUGUCUGAAGAGGUUACUUACGCAGACCUCAAUUUUCAGGACUCCGGUAGAAAGAAAAGUAUCCAGGAGUUUGGCACAGUUGGAAUCAAAGCACCUGCUGCUACUUCCCAUGUGUGGCAUCAGAGAGCCUUGGCUCUGAUUCUCCUAUGCCUUCUGCUGCUGAUUGGACUAGGAAUCUUAGGAAGCGUAUUUUACAUAACUUUGAAGAAAGAAAUGAGAAAAUUGAAUAAACUACAAAAUAUCAAAGAAGAACUUCAGAGAAAUGUUUCUGUACAAUUGAUGCAUAGCAUGAAUAGUUCCCAGAUGAUCAGGAACCUAUCUCUCACGCUGCAAGAAAUAGCCACCAAAUUAUGUCAUGAGCUUUACCAAAGAGAACCAGAGCACAAAUGUAAACCUUGCCCAAAGAAGUGGAUAUGGCAUGAGGACAACUGUUACCUAGUAACUAAGAAUUAUGUCACAUGGCAAAAGAAUGCCAUGUUCUGUUCUGCUCAAAAUGCCAGCCUAUUGAUGAUUAAGAACAAAAGUGUAUUGGAAUUUGUAAAAUCCAGGAACUUACGUAGAUACUGGCUGGGGUUAUCUCCCAGAAAAUAUUAUGCAGAUUACAAGAUAGUGGAUGAGACAAUUUUCUCCUCUGACUGGUUUGUACGAAAUACAAAGGACGUCGAUGACACCAUGUUUUGUGGAUAUAUAGACACAAUAUAUGUUUCCUAUACACUCUGCUCUGACUCAAAGAAUAUUAUAUGUGAGAAGCUGGCUAACCCAGUGAAGAUUGAGAACACACUAAUGAGUGAAAUACCAGAUGAAAAAUAUGAUUAGUGCAAGUAAUUUGCUAUUAUGCUGCCAUUUAGGCAACUGCACGGAGCAUACAUCUUGUGACCCGCACAAAUGGAGUACAGAUGCUAUGAGACUAAAUCUCUGCUUCUCUCCUAACCAUGUACAUUUGUAAACUUUCUUUCUCCUCAUUGGCUAUGGAACAGGAGCCUAAAGUCAUACCUUAUCAUCUAGAUACAGGCUCAAUUUAUGUUGAGCAUGAAUUCAGUGGGUUGGGUGAAUAUACAGAAAACUGAAGCUAACUUUUCCCGCUUUUCCAGAAAUAACAAGGCAAAUACCCACCUUAUAGAACAUCAGGGAAAAUGAAAACUAGGAAUUAAUUAUAUCGAAAGGAUAAUACAUCACGAGCAACUAGAAUUUAUGCUGGUAAUACUGUGGUAGGGUCCCCUGCCUAAGGAGAGAGAAAAAAAGUAACCUGGCUAUGCGCCUACGUGACAGUAUCUCUCAUGACCUUGUAAAUUGAGACUACUUAAUCGACUAUAUGUUUGUUUGUGUUGCCGUAUAUGGGAAACAAAGAAAUAGAAAACGUAUAGAAAACUAUGCCACAUGAUGUUCGGUGCUCAGUUCUUCGGGUACGAACCCAACUGAGCAGUGCUGGCACGAAUAAAGUUGCUUCCUGGAAAUUCAAAAGCCUCAGUGUUACAACUCUCUGUGCGAGAAUCCUGCUACAAUACAGGUUGCCUUACAUGUUAGGAAAAAAAAAAACAUAAGAAAGAGAAAGAAAAAAUUUAUUUUAAUAGAUGUGGAAAAGCAUUUGAGAAAACGUAAUACCUAAUCUCUCAGGAAACUUGAAGCAGAAGAUUUCCCUAAUCUGCUAAAGGAAGGUGACAUCAAAAGAGUGAAAAGAAAAACAAACCAAACAAAGGACUAAUAACCACCUGUAAACCUAACACCAUGCUGGUGGUAAAAAAGUGAAUGUUUUGCUUUUGAGCUCCGGACCCAGAUCAGAAUGGCCUUUAGCAUUUUGUUCAGUAACCUGGAGACCCUGGCAGGAAAAUAAGGCAAGGAAAAUAAAUUUAAAUAUGUAAAACAUGAGAAAGGAAGAAAUAAAACAUUUUUAUUUGUAGCUAA
This is a messenger RNA of Prionailurus viverrinus (fishing cat), 1997 nucleotides long. RefSeq names its product C-type lectin domain family 12 member A (gene CLEC12A). The coding region runs from base 96 to 911 and encodes 271 amino acids. Gene Ontology annotation, molecular function: signaling receptor regulator activity. The record is from RefSeq and is a predicted model, not a curated record. Lineage: Eukaryota; Metazoa; Chordata; Mammalia; Carnivora; Felidae. The transcript is spliced from 6 exons.